CAAACCUAAUUAUUAGCCUCGGCUCUGGGUUUAUGCCCCAGUGUCUAGCCCUAAAUCACGAUUUAGACAACAUCUUCUCUCUCAAUUCAUCAAACUUCACAUUCAAUUUUCGAAUUUCCACCAUCAAAUCCCUAAUUUUUUCCUUCCAAUUUAAGGAACAAAUUACCAGAGUUAGACAAAAACACUUCGAGCAAAUUGAACUUUUUUGACGAAAUCAGAAGCUUGGAUCUUCCAUAACUUUCAAGAUUAAGAGAUGAUAAACAGCAUUGAACAUAGGGAGGUUAGGAAUUCGAGAGGAAGACGGCUCGAACGAGACGAAGAUGAGGAUGAUGAAGAUGAGGAUAAUGAUAUGUCUGCGUGGGAGAGAGCUUAUACUGAUGAGAGAUCAUGGGAAUCUUUGCAAGAAGAUGAGUCCGGGCUUCUUCGCCCCAUUGACAAUAAGAAUCUUUACCAUGCUCAGUAUCGUAGGCGCAUUCGUUCCAUUUCAUCAACUUCAACGACUGCUCGAAUUCAGAAAGGCCUUAUUCGCUAUAUAUAUGUCGUCAUGGAUUUCUCAAGGGCAGCAGGAGAGAUGGAUUUCAAGCCAAGCAGAAUGGCUGUUGUUGCCAAACAUGUAGAGGCUUUUGUAAGGGAGUUUUUUGAUCAGAAUCCACUAAGUCAAAUUGGUCUUGUGUCGAUUAAAGACGGCGUUGCUCAUUGUUUAACGGAUAUGGGUGGAAGCCCCGAGUCUCAUAUUAAGGCUUUGAUGAAUAAACUGGAGUGUUCAGGAGAUGCGUCUUUGCAGAAUGCCCUAGAACUUGUUCAUGAAUGCUUGAAUCAAGUUCCAUCAUAUGGUCACCGUGAAGUGUUGAUACUAUAUUCUGCUCUUAGUACUUGCGAUCCAGGCGACAUAAUGGAGACCAUCAACAAAUGUAAGAAGUCAAAGAUUAGGUGUUCAAUAGUGGGUCUUUCAGCAGAGAUGUUUAUUUGCAAACAUAUAUGCCAGGAAACAGGUGGAUCAUAUUCUAUUGCUCUGGAUGAGUUUCAUCUGAAAGAAUUGUUGCUGGAACAUGCGCCACCUCCUCCUGCCAUAGCUGAGUAUGCAGUUGCUAACCUGAUCAAGAUGGGUUUUCCACAAAGAGCAGCAGAAGGUGUGGUCUCAAUUUGUGUAUGUCAUAAAGAGGCUAAGGUUGGUGCUGGAUACACUUGUCCGAGAUGCAAAGCACGUGUUUGUGAGCUGCCCACAGAAUGUCGCAUAUGUGGGCUGACACUUGUUUCCUCUCCCCAUUUAGCAAGGUCAUAUCAUCACCUCUUCCCAAUAACACCAUUCAAUGAAGUGUCGUCUUCAAAUGGAAAUAUCAUUGGACAGAGAUCACUUGAAACAUGUUUUGGAUGCAUGCACAAUCUGACAAAUUCUGGGACUGGAUCUUGUUACUGUGUAACCUGCCCAAAAUGCAAGAAGUACUUCUGUCUAGAUUGUGACAUUUAUAUUCAUGAAAGUUUGCAUAAUUGCCCGGGCUGUGAGAGUUUAAGACAUUCCAAUUCAAAUGCUGGUGAGGAAUGAAAGACUUACUCUAUCCUCUGGAGGAUUGGUGUUCACGUCCCUGUUGGUAUGUGUGAGCAUGACGAUCCGCUAUUAAUGCUGCUUUAGCAAUUACAAAUCACUCUAUACUUCAAGGCUUUGAAGUUCAUAAGGGACAAUUUUGUUCAAGUGUUGUUCACUUGUUCGUAUAUCUAAAAAAUGAAGCUAAGACAUGUCAUGAUCAGAGCUAUACCUACCAAAGCUUAGUGGAGAUGGUGGGAACAAGUCACAAGUUCGAACUUCACUACAUACUUGUGCUAGAGAGUAGGGAUUUCCUUAUAUCUCCUCCUACUUUCCAAGUGUUGACCUGUAUAGUUGGGUUGAUUGACCUGAGCGAGGUGCUGGUCCAAUAGGGUCGUCCUUCUUACCAAGGAGUCCCUAGUGGGGUUAAACAAAAAAAUCCAGAGCUAUACCUCAUAUGUUCUUUUUAUGAUGCAAUAUUUUGACCUUUGUACUACUUUUAUAUUAAUUUUCACCAUAUUCUUUACUAAUAUUGUAAAACACAAAUUUUAUUAUGUUGAAUAUUGUGUGAUUAGUCUCAAUUUAUAUAUAUUAAAGAUAUCACUUGCUUUUAAUUUUUAA
Beta vulgaris subsp. vulgaris (sugar beet) is the source of this 2143-nucleotide messenger RNA. Its product is annotated as general transcription factor IIH subunit 2. The transcript has 6 exons. Gene Ontology annotation, biological process: DNA-templated transcription; nucleotide-excision repair; regulation of transcription by RNA polymerase II. NCBI's taxonomy places the organism in Eukaryota, Viridiplantae, Streptophyta, Magnoliopsida, Caryophyllales, Amaranthaceae. The record is from RefSeq and is a predicted model, not a curated record. Bases 254 to 1543 code for a protein of 429 amino acids. Gene Ontology annotation, molecular function: zinc ion binding. Gene Ontology annotation, cellular component: transcription factor TFIIH core complex; transcription factor TFIIH holo complex.